AUGGCUUCCGUGCCACAUUUGGCAGUUACUCGAGAAAACGAAACGUCAGAAGACAAUACUCCAUUACAUUGCGCAUCUCAGAGAGGGGACCUUGAAGUGGUAAAGUAUUUAAUGGAUAAAGGGGCAAAGACCGACGAACAGAAUUCAUGGAAGGCUACUCCAUUGCACUGGGCGGCAGGUAGAGGAGACAUUGAAGUUGUCAAAUAUUUUGUAGAAAAUGGCGCAGAUAUCACUUUGAAAAAUGAUCACCAGGAUACACCGUUACAUAAGGCUUCUGAAGGAGGGCAUCUUGACGUGGUCAAGUAUUUAAUCCAGAAAGGAGCAGAAGUGAAUGCGACGAAUGACCUGAAGGACACACCGCUGCAUAAGGCUGCUAGCGGAGGUCGCCUUCAAGUGGCCAAUUACUUAAUAGAAAAUGGGGCGGAGGUGAAUUCGAAGAAUGAAAAAGAGCUUACCCCGUUGCACCAUGCAUCUUUUUCGCGAAGCCUUUCAGUGAUGCAGUGCUUGGUGGAACACGGAGCUGAGGUCGAAGCGAGGGAUAAUGAAGGGUUGCCUUCUAAUUUUGUGUGUACUUUAAAAGUUCCUGACAUUUACAAGCAUCCUGGUUUUAAAAAAAAGCUAAAAGAAUUUCUUGCUGCUUGCAAAACUGAUGCUCCAGUUGGUGGGAGUUGUUGUGCAUUUGGAACACCAUGUUAA
Enterobius vermicularis (human pinworm) is the source of this 696-nucleotide messenger RNA. Lineage: Eukaryota; Metazoa; Nematoda; Chromadorea; Rhabditida; Oxyuridae. The record is from the annotation of a GenBank genome assembly.